UACAAACAAACAUCUUCCUGUUCAAACAGUGGCCAAACUGAGACCUUAACCAAAGUCCACUUUAGCUAAGAGAGCAGAGACCUGUCAUCAGCGUGUCUGGCACAGGCAGCAUGGAGGUGUCUCCCCCUCCCUCUGGCCUAGAAGCAGAGUAUGAGACGCUUUUCACCACCGACUCCCUCCUCUUCCUCCAUGACCUGAUCUCCACCUUUGAUGAGGAGGUGGAUCAGGUCCUGAGGUUGCGAGUGUCCAGAAAGGCCCACUUGGACCUUUCAGGUGACCUGCCGAGCUUCCUGGAACACACCACACCCAUCAGGAGAGACCCAGACUGGAGGGUGCUCCCUGUACCUGCAAGGCUACAGAGGAGACAUGUGGAUAUUGGGGAUCUGGCUCCCUGUGAUACUGAUUGCUUCAUCAAAGCUCUGCAGUCACCGGCACAGGGAAUACAGGUUGACUUUGAUGAUGGGAACUGUCCGACAUAUUACAACCAGAUCAAAGGCAUUUCCAAUGUUGUUAAGGCGGUGCACAACCAGCUUCCCAAUGUGCCACACAUAUCUCAGGCUCCUGUGCUGAUGCUGCGUCCCCGUGCUUGGAACAUGGUGGAGCACAACAUGAUGGUGGAGGGCAGGGAGGCUCCUGGUCCUCUCUUUGACUUUGGACUCCUCAUGUUUCACUGUGGAAAGACACUGUUUGAAAACAAGAGCGGACCCUUUUUCUACCUGUCCAAGGUGGAGAGCUUCAUGGAGGCCAGACUGUGGAACAAGAUAUUUGUCUGGACACAACAGAAGCUUGGUCUUCCACAGGGCAGCAUUAAGGCGACAGUGCUCAUUGAAAAUGUAUUGGCAGCGUUUGAGAUGGAGGAGAUUCUCUAUGAGCUGCGAGACCAUUCAGCAGGACUCAACUGUGGCAUCUGGGAUUAUUCAGCCUCCUUCGUCAAUAAGUUUGGACACCGACAGGCCUUCCUGCUGCCUGACCGCAGCAAAUACGUCAACAUGGAGAAACGUUUCCUGCGUAGCUACAUGGACCUGCUGGUUCAGACGUGCCAUCGGCGGGGAGCCCUGGCCACAGGAGGCAUGGCUGCUCUGCUGCUACCUCAGGACCGGCUCAGUGAAUCCUACAGGAGAGUGUUGGCUACUGUCACCAGACUGAAGCUGCUGGAGAUCAAGGCAGGUGUGGAUGGUUUCAUGGUCUAUGACCUGAGCCUGAUUGAGCCCAUGCAGAAACUCUUCCAGCUCCACACUGAAGGUGAUAACCAGCUUCACCUGCUUCGAAGCGAUGUCUCCGUGACUCCUGACGACCUGCUGUCCAUGCCUGCGGGAGGAGUCACCCUUUAUGGUUUGAAGUAUAACAUUGCAGUUGGUGUCCUCUUCAUGAACGCUUGGCUCUCAGGUAAAGGUGUGUUUUUCUACAGAGGCCAGGUGGAGGAUUCAGCCACAGCAGAGAUUUCCAGGUCACAGGUGUGGCAGUGGAUCAGGCAUCAGGCUCAGCUGGAGGACAGCAGCAGGGUAGUGAGUAGGCGGCUGGUGACAGACCUCACCAAGGAGGUCACGGUGGAGCUCAGCACUCUGAGUCACUGUGUGAGGGCUAAACAGAGGCUACACACAGCAGCAGACAUGUUCCUGGAGGUGGUCCUGAAGAGAGCCUUCCCAGAGUUCAUCACCACUUACUUGAAUCAGGACCACACCUUUCUUAGCUCCCAGAGCACAGGUGGACGGGUGGAGGCUGUGGACACGCACACGCACAAACCCAAACUGUGA
This is a messenger RNA of Toxotes jaculatrix (banded archerfish), 1754 nucleotides long. RefSeq names its product malate synthase-like (gene ugl). Gene Ontology annotation, molecular function: malate synthase activity. The transcript has 15 exons. The record is from RefSeq and is a predicted model, not a curated record. Bases 111 to 1754 code for a protein of 547 amino acids. Lineage: Eukaryota; Metazoa; Chordata; Actinopteri; Toxotidae. Gene Ontology annotation, cellular component: cytoplasm. Gene Ontology annotation, biological process: glyoxylate cycle.